GCAGCCUUUGCUAGUCCUUUUAUAUAGAAUUAAGAAGAAAAAAAAAGCUGGUAAGGAAGGGGCGAGAGUACUGAAGUGUGAAGGAGAUGAGAAAAAUGAAGACAAGAAAUAGAAGCUGGUUGGUGCCAUUUCACCUUCUUCUUCAUUUAGCAGCUAUUUGUGUAUUGGGGGAAUGGUUAAUCUUUCAGUUUGGAGAGAGGGACAAUACGAAAACAGACAUUUCACCUUUAAAACUACUCUUUAAUUUAAUUGCCCUCCAAGCAAACCUCGCUUAUCCCUCCCUCACCCGCUUCUUCUUCCCUUCCAUCCCAUGCCUGCUUUGUUUUUCCACCCAUAAUGGGAAGCCACUGCAAUCCCAGCAAGCGCCAUUAUGACAUUACACUGUCCAAGAGAACCCGGAAGCCAUUGGAUCUCCAGGAAGCUAACGGUACAUCCAACAUUGCUUCCUCCAAAUGGGAUAAUCCUCUGAAAAUCUUCCCAAGAAAAGCAGCUGAUGAUGAUGAUGAUGAUGAAGAUGAAGGGGAAGAGAGUAGUGAUCAUAAAAGCUUGAAGCAACUCAUCAACGGUGAUGGAGGAGAAGCAAAGGAGGAGACCAGCUGCAGAUCAUCAGGCAGGAGCUCACUGGUUCAACAUUUCAACCAAGAAGAGAAACAGCUUCAGCUGGUGAAGAAAAACCAGCAGGAUGGGGUCCAUGGGGGGGCGAAGCUGAAAGGAAUGAUGAGUCGGUAUGCCAAAGUUUUGAGCCGUUUGGUGAAAGCCAAGCGUGAACCGCGCUUAGGGUCCAACAAGAAGCAUCUUCUCCGGUUAACAAUGUAGGGUUUUUCCUCAUACACGAGCUUAUGCCUCAGAGUAUACAAUAUUCCCAGAUCUCAAAUCAUACCUCAUAUAUAUAUAUAUAUAUAUAUAUAUAUAUAUAUAUAUAUAGUAUAAACCUUAUGAUAUGCUUGUGUUCCCACGUUCUGUAAUUGAAUUCUACAAUUAAUUAAUUAGUAGUAUGUGCUUAUCUCUCGACUGUUCCUUCAACAGUGCUUUUCUCUCACAAUGACCAAAGCACUGUUUAAGUAACAGUGACAUUGUCCAUUUAUCCUCCUUCAUGAGGUUUUGUGUUUCUUGGGAAUUUGAUCCAUAGCCAAUGGCCAUCAUCAGAUGAUAGAUGUCUAUUGUUUAUACUUUGAGAAA
Molecule: messenger RNA, 1179 nt
Organism: Theobroma cacao (cacao)
Lineage: Eukaryota; Viridiplantae; Streptophyta; Magnoliopsida; Malvales; Malvaceae
Source: RefSeq, a predicted model, not a curated record